Penicillium macrosclerotiorum is the source of this 690-nucleotide messenger RNA. Its product is annotated as alpha-galactosidase A precursor. NCBI's taxonomy places the organism in Eukaryota, Fungi, Ascomycota, Eurotiomycetes, Eurotiales, Aspergillaceae. The coding region runs from base 1 to 690 and encodes 229 amino acids. The transcript has a single exon. The record is from RefSeq and is a predicted model, not a curated record.
AUGUCACUGUCGAGCCGGGGUAUCUUUAGUACCGACAUUAUGUGUUUUGGCCCCUCUUUGAUCUCAUCUUUGCCUAAAUUUCCACCUGGAGAUUGGAACGAUGGAAGAGUGGCUAAGAAUACAGCGGACGGUCGGCCUUUUUUUGCGUCUAUAAAACGGACCAAGUUCCCUGGCGUUCAGAACACCUGGCAUGAAACUUACGUCGAAUACCUAGACCUUUCGAUCGGAGAAAAGCUACUAGGAGGUCUUUAUGAAGCCAAACAUUUGAAACUAUUUGAUGAUACUAUUGUUGUGAAAUUUGCUCGUUUCCCUUGGGAGAUUCAAUAUCUUGAGAAUGAAACCACUGCAUAUCAGUGGAUCUCCGGCCAUGAGAUUGGGCCUCAAUUCCUUGGUCACGUUACCGAAAACGGCCGGGUGAUUGGGUUUCUCAUGGAGCAUAUAGCAAAUGCCCGACAUGCCGGCCCUAAGGACCUUGAUAUGUGUAGGAAAGUUCUGCGUCGGCUACACGACCUGGGAAUCCGACAUGGAGAUACCAAUCCUUUCAACUUCCUUAUUCAGCAUAAUUGCAAGGCUACGUUGAUAGAUUUUGAUACAGCUGAGCAAUGUGAUGAUCAGGAGGCGUGUCUUCAGGAGUAUGAGGCUUUAGAAUUAUGCCUCCAAGACGACUCAGGCUUGGGGGGUGUUCAUUAA